Vitis riparia (riverbank grape) is the source of this 686-nucleotide messenger RNA. RefSeq lists its product as uncharacterized. The transcript is spliced from 3 exons. Lineage: Eukaryota; Viridiplantae; Streptophyta; Magnoliopsida; Vitales; Vitaceae. The coding region runs from base 1 to 459 and encodes 152 amino acids. The record is from RefSeq and is a predicted model, not a curated record.
AUGGCCAGGGGUAAUAAGAAAAGGAAUGAGGAGAAUGGAGUUGUAAUCACCGUUUACGUUGAAUCAUCCGCAAUCCCUUCACGUUACAAUCGUCCCAUCCAUGCCGGAAAGCCUAAAGCUUCAACAAAAUAUGGUAACGAUCGACGGGCACAGCUCCUGGCCCAUGCUCAGCGGCUAAGGCGUGCUGAGUCCAACGAGUUGGAACGGCCCAGAACCAAAACAAGGUCCAAGCGGAAGCCCAAGAAGUGGGGAUGGACGCCUUCUUCAGCAAAGCUCCGGGGAUCCUUUCGUCGCAUUUUCAUGAAAAGGGAAAGGGGUUACGAGCGUAUAGUAACGGAAACUAUCAAUCUCAACAAAAGAAAGAGCACAACCUGGAGGGAUUCCAUCUUUUGCAGGAGAUUAUUGAGGAUGGUAAGAGGAUGUUAUGGAAAGGGGGAAAACGUAUCAUCAACAUUGUGAUGUUUAGGCCGCAAAUUCAGUUGGAAUUAAGAUGGGGAAUCCAAAGCUCUGAUCCUCUUAUUGUGGGUUGUUGUUGCACCUUACAAGGUCUUUUGGUAUGAUCCACCUGUUGGGUUUGAUUUGUCCUGGCAGAUCCAAAAUCCUUUGGAAUCUAACAAUUUUACUGGCCAAGACGAGAGAGCAGGAAAUCAGAAAGUAAUCAAAUGAAUUCAGUACGAAAAAAUUGU